AUUCCCUUUAUGAAGGACAUAAUCUUUGGCUACGAAACGGCAGACAACUUGACGAUGAGGAAAGUGUCACAGAGUUAUUUUGAUGAAACAGUGAAGUCUAAUAUGGAAUUAUUCGACCUUUCAGUAGACGAAGCUAUAGCAGAGUCCGUUCAAACGUUUGAGUUGGAGUAACGGCAUGUAGGGUGUGGAUCUCUCCGAUAUUGUUAAGGAUAUGAUCAAGUAUGAAAACGGCCAUCCGAGUGUCCUAGCUAUCAAAAGACUUCAAACGUUUUUAGAGGUUGACCAUGAAACUUCUCAGUUAUUGGAAACCUUACAAUCUAUACAGCUACCACGGAACUCCGACUUUGCUGUCCGCAAAUUGUUAAUCGAUAUGAAUGCUGUAGAUAUCUUAAUAGACCUUUUCGAUCGGUAUUCUCCAGUUGGAGACUAUUGUCUAUGUACGUCACUGUUGAGUGUGUUGUCCAGAAUAGUUAAAGGCCGUUCCGAAUCUGUUGGGGAAAAACAUAUCCAAAAGCUAAUAAAUUCACUUUCCAAAUUAAUUGACGAAUUGGAAGCAAACGCAUCUACCGAUUUAAAAUUCAGUUUGAUUGCUGCAAUCUACUCAGUGUUACACCUCAGUUGUACGAAAAAUGAAAGAAAUAGAACUUCUAUUUCCCAGACUCAAACUGUUACUCAGACCAUAAAUUUUUUUGUGAGAAUCGUAGAAUUGUUUGACAAUCUCCCUUUCAAUACUUUCUACCCUACAUUAAAAGAAGGAUGUGGAUUCUUACGAUCACUAACCCUCGAUGAUGAUUUAGACGUUGAAUUCGGUCUAGGAAGUGAAAAUGCUCGUACUAUAGCUAAAAGUGACUCGUGUUUGGAAGUAUUUGUCAAGUUAAUAUCAAAGAUUUUGAACUCCUCAAAUGUGUGUGGAAUUUCUGACCUAUUUCAGACAUUAUCAGCUAUAAUUACUCGUGAGGAGUUGUGCACGAAAUUCGCAUCACUUAACGGCAUCGAUAUACUAAUGCAAACUGUCUAUUCUAAUAUAAAGUCAACUGUUAUUAUUUCGUCUUCAAUGGUCCUUUUACAAGCAUUAUGUGGUUCAGAUGCUUGUAAACUAUCUGUUAGUAAUUGGUCAAUCCAUAACAUUUCUGGACCUCAGCUUAUUGUAGAUAUAUUUGAAGACCAUAUAAAAAGUCCUGUUGUUACAAAAUAUAUCUCAGGUGUAAUUGCUGCUCUUACUCUUCGACAACCUGAUAUUGCAAAAUCGUUUGUUACAUCAGGUGCAUCAAAUUAUCUCAUCAAGUUAAGUUGAAUAAAAUUUGAAAAAUAAAAGUAUAAAUCUAAUAAUAAUUUAAACGUUGUACGAACAAAAACACUUAACAGAUUGGAUCUCUUACAUUUCUAUCUGGAUUGUCAACAUUUUUAAGCUUGAUUUGGCUCGUAUAUCUACACUUUGUAUACAUUCAAUAACCUUUCUGGUAUUGAUAAUCAUGCAAUACUUUGAAAAUUUAAUUUUAAUGCUAUUAAUUCUGAACUUAUUUGUUCAGUUAUAAUAUUUACCAACAAAUAUCACGCUCGAGUUUCAUUUAUCUAAUCCCCCAACUGUCCGAGCCGCAUGUAGAGCUAUACGUAACUGCGUCUCACGAUCUCCAGAACUACGGUCUUCGUUUUUGACAUCCGAUUCUGGUGCUGACACUGGUUUGGAAAAACUGCUCAAUUCUGCACUGAAAAUCCCAUCAUGUUGUGAUGAAGCUAAAGCAGCUCUUCGGGACUUAGACUGCAAGGUUGAGCUUCAGGAGCUCUGGAAAGGCCAUCCACAGUCUGGCUUAGUAAAUAGCAGUUAAGUUAUUCAAAUGGAUUCACUGAAUACUGAAACUCAUCUUCAUAAUCUGGCAUUGUAAAGUUCCUGACAUUCUAGUGCAUUCAAUAAACAUGACUGGUUAUGCUAUU
Molecule: messenger RNA, 1932 nt
Organism: Schistosoma rodhaini
Lineage: Eukaryota; Metazoa; Platyhelminthes; Trematoda; Strigeidida; Schistosomatidae
Source: the annotation of a GenBank genome assembly